This is a messenger RNA of Ipomoea nil (Japanese morning glory), 1397 nucleotides long. Its product is annotated as fructose-bisphosphate aldolase 6, cytosolic. The transcript has 3 exons. Gene Ontology annotation, biological process: fructose 1,6-bisphosphate metabolic process; glycolytic process. Gene Ontology annotation, molecular function: fructose-bisphosphate aldolase activity. The record is from RefSeq and is a predicted model, not a curated record. Bases 96 to 1172 code for a protein of 358 amino acids. Gene Ontology annotation, cellular component: cytosol. NCBI's taxonomy places the organism in Eukaryota, Viridiplantae, Streptophyta, Magnoliopsida, Solanales, Convolvulaceae.
UAAAACCUACUGACUCCCAGAGUCCUUACGCUACUCACCAACCUCUCUUUCAACUCGCCUUCGAUCUCUCUAGUAUUCUACACAAAACAGCAGCCAUGUCGUGCUACAGAGGAAAAUACGCCGAUGAGCUCAUUGCCAAUGCCGCUUAUAUUGGUACCCCUGGAAAGGGUAUUCUUGCUGCUGAUGAAUCAACUGGCACAAUUGGCAAGCGUUUUGCUAGCAUCAAUGUUGAGAAUGUUGAGUCAAACAGGAGGGCUCUCCGUGAGCUGCUUUUCACUACCCCUGGUGCACUCCAGUACCUCAGUGGAGUUAUCUUGUUCGAGGAAACUCUUUACCAGAAGACUGCUUCUGGCAAGCCGUUUGUUGAAGUCAUGAAGGAGGGUGGAGUGCUUCCCGGAAUCAAGGUUGACAAGGGUGUUGUUGAGCUUCCUGGAACCAACGGUGAGACAACCACCCAGGGUCUUGAUGGCCUGGCUGAGCGCUGCAAGAAGUACUACGAGGCUGGUGCUAGGUUUGCUAAAUGGCGUGCUGUGCUCAAGAUCGGAGCGACUGAGCCAUCUCAGCUUGCCAUCAAUGAGAAUGCCAAUGGUCUUGCUCGUUAUGCUAUCAUCUGCCAGCAGAAUGGUCUUGUGCCCAUUGUUGAGCCCGAGAUUCUUGUUGAUGGACCUCAUGACAUUGACAAAUGUGCUGAUGUAACCGAGCGUGUUCUUGCUGCUUGCUACAAGGCCCUCAACGACCACCAUGUCCUUCUUGAGGGUACCUUGUUGAAGCCCAACAUGGUCACUCCCGGUUCUGAGUGUGCCAAGGUUGCACCAGAGGUGAUUGCUGAGUACACCGUCCGUGCCCUGCAGCGCACCAUGCCUGCAGCUGUACCUGCUGUGGUGUUCUUGUCUGGUGGGCAGAGUGAGGAGGAGGCUACCGUCAACCUUAAUGCAAUGAACAAGCUGAAGACAAAGAAGCCAUGGAACCUCUCUUUCUCCUUUGGACGUGCUCUUCAGGCUAGCACCCUCAAGAUUUGGGGUGGAAAAGAGGAAAAUGUCAAAAAUGCUCAGGCUAACUUCCUGGAAAGGUGCAAAGCCAACUCUGAGGCAACUCUUGGUACAUAUGCAGGUUCUUCUAACCUCAGUGCUGCUGCAUCCGAGAGCCUUCAUGUGAAGGACUACAAAUACUAAGCAAGGUUUUGUAUUUUUGUUUCAUUUUCUGGUUUUGAGUAAGAGGAACUGCAGUAUGUUUUGUCGAGACAAUGUUUAUUAUUGCAGGGAGCUGUUUAGUUUUUAUGUCUAUCUUCCAAAGCACUGUUCACACCGGUUGGUCGAAUAAUGUUUGCUAGUCAAAUUGACGUUUAUGGAUUAAGUGACUGGUUUUAUCGAGUUUUCUUAAUACCUUUGCUUCUUAAA